AUGUCUGAUAAUAAGCCAACUGUAGAGCCAGCUGCUGGCUCAGCUCCUAGUUCGAGCUCAGAAUCAGUCAAUGAUGGUUCAACCAACCAUCAUCAACCUGCAUCAUCUGCAUCACCAUCAUCAUAUGGAGGUGCCAACAAUACCUCCACCACCACCACCACCCCUCAUCACCAACAACAACAACAACAACAACAACAAUACUACCAACAACAACAACAACACGGUGGACACAACAUUUACUAUCCUAACAAUAGUUAUGGUAAUGCCAAUUCUACUAGCGGUAAUCCAAAUACCUACAAUAAUAAACAUUAUAAUAAAAAUUAUAGUGGUAGACAAAAUUAUAAUAAUGGAAGUGGUAAUUCUAGUGGCAACAAUCAAGGAAGACAACAACAAACUCAAUCACAACAGCAACAUCAUCAAUCACAACAGCAACAACAACAGACUCCAGGUCAACAGACAUACAGAAAGAGUUCCUAUAAUCCUCAAAAGGUAAAUCAACAUAAUAAUGCUCAAGCUUAUUAUAAUGUUAACCCAAAUCAAAUGUAUGCUGCCUAUGGUUAUAUCCCUAAUUAUGCUGCCGGUUAUCCAGUCAUGGCCUCUUAUGGGGUACCUGGUCAACAAUAUGUAAUUUCUCCUCCACCUCAACCUCAACCUCAAUCCCAACCAAUAAUUCAUACUCCUCCUCCAACUAAAGUUAAAUUCACUACCAAAGAUGGUAUUCCAAUUGAUUUAGAGGAAAAGAAAAAGAAAGUUGCUGCCGCUGCUUCAUCUGUUUCUCCAGUUUCUUCCCCUGCCAAUAGUAUAAUUUCUCCUGCUGUAUCUAUAAAAUCUCCAAUAUCCGUUAAUAAAGAUUUAAGUACUUCAACUACUCCAUCUGCUAAUGCAACUCCAAAAAUUGCUGCUGCUGUUACUACAGCUCCAACUCCUGCUGUUGCACCUGUGGCUGCUGUUGCUCCUGUUGCUGCUGCUGCCAAACCAGCUUCUUCAGCUGCUGAAGAAUUCAUGAGAAAGGUGAGAGAAAGAGCUGCUGCUGCUCAAAAAGAAAAGGAAGCUGCUGCCGCUGCUGCUGCUGGUACUGCUCCUGCAGCUACCUCUACUCCUGCCCCAGCUCCAGUUGCUGCUGCUGCUACUACUACUCCUGUUGUUGCUGCUGCUCCAGUGGAAGAAAAACCAAAGGAAGAAGAAGUUGCUGUACCAAAGGUAGAAGAACCUGUGGCUGAAAAGGUAGUUGUUCCAGAGCCUGAUGCUCAAGUUGAAGCUCCUAAAGAACCAACUCCAGCUGUAGAACCUAUUGCUGUUGUCACUCCGGAACCAAAAUCAGUUCCAGAACCAGUGAAAGAAGAAUCUACUCCUGCUCCAGUUGAACAAGAAGUUUCAUCGCCUGUUGUUGUUGAUGAAGUAAAAUCUGAACAAUCACAAACGGAAACUACUAAGGAAGAAGAAAUCACUUCCCCUGUUCCAACUGCUACUGUAGAUGGAGAAGAAGUAUCACAAAAGGAUUCAGAACCAGAAGAUGCUGAAGUUGAAGCUGAGGCUGAAGCUGAAGUUGAAGAACCUUCAUUCACUAUAUCUAAUUUCUUAUCAAGAAUAGAAACUGUUGAAGGUGUUGAAGAUUUAUUAACUACCAAAUACCCUGAAAAUAUUACUGGUAUUGAUUCCACUAAACAAAUUCCAUCCAAAAAAUACAGAUAUGAUCCUCAAUUUUUAAUGCAAUUCCGUAGUGUUAUUCAAUAUCCAAUGGAUGCUGAAUUCAAUGCUAAAUUGGAAAAAGUUGAUAUUGAUGCUUCCAAUAAAAAGAAUGGUCCAAAUAAUAAUGCUUCAAGAAAUAAAUUUGGUCAACCAGGUGGUAAUUCUGGUGGUCAAAGAUAUCCAUUACAAAACAGAGGUUCUUAUAGUGAUCCAAGACAAGCUUCAAGAACUGGAUCUAAAAGAAGAGGUCCAGGAGGAAAUGAACGUUCUAAAUCUACUCCAAAGAAUAAAUCAAAGAGAAGAGAAAGAGAAAGAAAUGAUGAAAAUGAUGAACCUCCUAAACCAGUUGAAGAAGUUAAACCAUUAGAAAAAUCUGCUAAUAGAUGGGUACCAAGAUCAAGAGCUGCUAAAGCUGAAGUUGUUGUUGCUGAAGAUGGUUCUGAAAUCUUCCCAAGUGAAGAAAUUGAAAGAAAGACUAAAUCAUUAUUAAAUAAAUUAACAUUAGAAAUGUUUGAAGCCAUUACUAAUGAUGUAUUAAAAUUAGCUGAACAAUCUAAAUGGGAAAAAGAUGCUAAAACUGUUAAAGAAAUUAUUUCUUUAACUUUUGCUAAAGCUUGUGAUGAACCAUUCUGGUCAGAAGUGUAUGCUAAAUUCUGUGCUAAAUUAUGUACUAAUAUUCUUAGUGAUGUUACUGAUGAAACUCAAACUCUUAAAGAUGGUACUCAUCCAUCAGGAGGUGCAUUAGCCAGAAGAUUAUUAUUAACUACUUGUCAAGCUGAAUAUGAAAAAGGUUGGACUGAUAAAUUACCAACUAAUGAAGAUGGUACUCCAUUAGAACCAGAAAUGAUGUCUGAUGAAUAUUAUGUUAUGGCUGCUGCUAAAAGAAGAGGUCUUGGUUUAGUUAAAUUCAUUGGUCAUUUAUAUAAUUUGAAUAUGUUGAAUGAUCAAGUUAUAUUUAUGUGUUUAAGAGAUCAAUCCAAGAAUGUGGUUGAUCCAUCUGAAGAUAGUUUAGAAAAUUUGGUUCAAUUAGUUAUGACUGUUGGACCAAAAUUAGACUCUGAUGAUAGAACAAAAGCUAUAUUAAAAAUUGUAUUUGAAAAUAUAGAUAAGAUAUUGGCUAAUAAGGAAAUCAAAUUAUCUUCAAGAGUUUAUUAUAAAUUGGUUGAUUUACAAGAUUUAAGAAAAAGUAAAUGGGCUGCCAUAUCUAAGAAUGAUGAUGGUCCAAAGACUAUUCAAGAAAUUCAUAGAGAUGCAGAAAUUAAAAAGAUGCAAGAAAAUAAAGCUAGUAAUGAAAAGAGACAAAAAAGAUAUAAUGAAGGUAGAUCUAAUUCUUCAAGAACUGGAUCUGGUUGGAAUAAUAACAAUAACAAUAAUAACAAUAAUAAUAACAAUAAUAACAACAAUCAUAACAGUAGUAGUACCAAUCUUGCCGCUGGAAAUAGUUCUACUUUAUUGAAUAAUAUCAGAAAAUCACCUUCAUUCAUUAGUCAAAGAAGUCCUUCCAAUGGUCCAAACACAAGUAAUUCUAGUGCUGACAUUCAAAGAGAAUCCUCCAAAAGAUCAGAAUCAACCCAUAUAAAUAGAUUUGCAGCUUUAGGAGGAGAUGAUGAUGAUGAUAAUAAUGAACAUGAAGUUGAAGCCGAAGGUGAAGCUGAAGUUGAAGCUGAAGUUGAACCAGAAGCUGGAGAAGAAACUGAAGAAUAA
Messenger RNA from Scheffersomyces coipomensis, 3393 nucleotides. RefSeq names its product translation initiation factor eIF4G. Gene Ontology annotation, cellular component: eukaryotic translation initiation factor 4F complex. The transcript has a single exon. Gene Ontology annotation, molecular function: translation initiation factor activity; mRNA binding; protein binding. Lineage: Eukaryota; Fungi; Ascomycota; Pichiomycetes; Serinales; Debaryomycetaceae. The coding region runs from base 1 to 3393 and encodes 1130 amino acids. The record is from RefSeq and is a predicted model, not a curated record.